Acanthoscelides obtectus is the source of this 1873-nucleotide messenger RNA. Lineage: Eukaryota; Metazoa; Arthropoda; Insecta; Coleoptera; Chrysomelidae. The record is from the annotation of a GenBank genome assembly.
CAUCUUUGCUUCUUUCAGUCAGUAGAUUUUUUAACUAGCUACAAGUGCGUAGUGUUUUCAUGGGCAGAUGUUUUUAUUUCACAAAAAUCACACCGAAAAUAAAUGAGACACUCAAAAUUUGGAUGGUUUCUCGGAAACGCUAAUCUCUAAAUACCACAAUGUAUAAAUGACAUGCAGCAUUUUAGUACUGGUUGCAGUACACAGACUAUUUUUGUGCCUCGGAGUUUGGAGUGGCUAGCUUGAUUUUUUUAAAUGUGCAAGGAGCGCAACUGCAUCUAUGAAUUAUGUAUAUCACAGUGAUUUUAUUCUAUUUUACUUUGGUGCACGGAAUAUCCUUGCCUGGACCUCCAACAAAUGUCAAAGUCUCCGAAAUAACAGCAACAACAGUUAGACUAACCUGGUCAUAUAAUGGACCCGAUGAUCUGCAGUACUAUGUCAUUCAAUUCAAGCCCAAGUAUGCCAACCAGGCAUACAGUGAGAUCAGUGGCAUUAUUACCAUGUACUAUUCUGUCAGGAACCUGAGUCCAUACACUGAGUAUGAGAUGUAUGUUAUUGCUGUCAAUAAUAUUGGUAGGGGGCCACCGAGUGCACCAGUGUUUGUCACCACAGGUGAAACAGAACCUGGAAGUGCUCCAAGAAAUGUACAAGUCAGGCCACUCAGUUCCAGCACUAUGGUUAUCCAGUGGGAUGAGCCAGAAACUCCCAAUGGACAAGUUACUGGUUACAAGGUGUACUAUACAACCAAUGCCCAACAGCCGAUGUCUCAAUGGGAAUCUCAGGUGGUUGACAAUAAUUUAUUGACAACAAUUAGUGAACUGACACCACAUACAAUAUACACAAUACGAGUUCAAGCCCAUACAUCUGUCGGGCCAGGUCCUCUCAGUGCUCCUGUACACGUCAAAACACAACAAGGCGUACCUAGCCAGCCUAGCAACCUGAGAGCGACAGACAUUGGCGAGGGCACAGUCACCUUACAAUGGAGCAAACCAACUCACUCCGGCGAAAACAUAGUCAGUUACGAACUGUAUUGGAACGACACGUACGCUAAAGACAAGCACCAUCUGCGCAUCCCAAUUUCGGAGUCGUACACCUUGACGGGGCUGUAUCCGAACACCCUGUAUUACGUAUGGUUAGCUGCUAGGUCGCAGAGAGGAGAAGGAGCCACCACGCCUCCAAUACCAGUGAGGACGAAACAGUAUGGUAAGGAUGCAGUGACGAGGUACCAUUGGUUUGGUGCCAAUAGGGAGAAAUAGAAAGGUUUCAGCCUAGGUGGUAGAGCUAUGGUGUGCUUUGAGAAAUAUGAUUCAGAACGAAAGGGGGUAGAUUCAGAAACAAGUGAUUUUUCUAAAAAGAAGUUUCACUUCUAAGCUUGUGUGUUUCAUGAACGAAUUAAGCUGUAUUUGCAGUUUUGGAAGGAUGAAAAUGAAAAAUGUAGUCCUCGUUAAGUAAACUAUGCUCUAUCACCUAGACAGCUAAAGCACUGAACUGCGCACUUGGAAUUUGUGAAAAAUAUACCAGUUUUGUGUUCUGUAAGGUCACCAAUAAAAAAAGAAGCCAGUAGCAUAUGAAUACCAAAGAAAUCAGUCAACUAUUGGACGCAUUGCAAUGCAAAAUAACUUUUCUCUCCCCAGGUGAAUAAUGUUACAAUAAUAAUAGUACGAGAGCCAUUUUUAAAAUAAGAACGGUUGCGCAUCGUGCCCGUGAACCCUGCCACGAGACGUCCGUUCAAUCUCAGACGCUCGUGGCCAGACGUGUAGUUAUACUGCUUUGUUUUUCGCCAUGUCACUCACUAAACCCGCCAGUUAUGAAGUGCGCUCAGUAAUUCGAUAUUUAAACACAAAAAAAAUUAAUUUUAAUAAUAAUAAUAGCGGUG